This is a messenger RNA of Rhododendron vialii, 1367 nucleotides long. Its product is annotated as phosphoglycolate phosphatase 2. Gene Ontology annotation, molecular function: phosphatase activity. The transcript is spliced from 11 exons. Bases 192 to 1130 code for a protein of 312 amino acids. The record is from RefSeq and is a predicted model, not a curated record. NCBI's taxonomy places the organism in Eukaryota, Viridiplantae, Streptophyta, Magnoliopsida, Ericales, Ericaceae.
AGCCUUAUGGCAAUCCAUGGUAGAAGUAGUAUUUUUGUUCCAAUAUUGUGGGGCAUCUGAUCCACAAGCGGGAAGUGCUCUGAGCAUAUUCCUGACAAACAAAAGUCGGUCGGACAAUUAUCCGCCGCCGCCGCCGCUCUUCUCCCCGUAAAAGGCCCUCCAUUGCCGUUCCCAUUCCUCUGACUGCAACAAUGAACGAUCACGAAAAAAACUGCAAGGCGGCAACAAUCGCAACUCCCCAGCUUCUCUCUCCUCAGAACGCCGCAGACCUCUUGCACUCCGUCGACGCCUUUCUCUUCGACUGCGACGGCGUAAUUUGGAAAGGUGAUAAGCUCAUUGAUGGAGUCCCCCAGACUUUAGAGAUGCUCCGUUCCAAGGGGAAGAAGCUAGUCUUUGUUACCAACAAUUCCACCAAGUCAAGGAGGCAGUAUGCUAAAAAGUUCCAAACUCUUGGUAUUGAAGUUAGUGAGGAAGAGAUUUUCUCAUCAUCAUUCGCAGCGGCUAUGUUCCUCAAAGUCAAUGAUUUUCCUCGAGAAAAGAAGGUUUAUGUAGUAGGUGAGGAAGGCAUAUUGGAAGAGUUGGAGCUUGCAGGCUUUACUGGUCUCGGAGGCCCGGAGGACGGGAAAAAGAUGGUGCAGCUGAAACCCAAUUGUCUCUUUGAGCAUGAUAAGGAUGUUGGAGCUGUGGUGGUUGGAUUAGACCAGUAUAUAAAUUAUUACAAGCUACAGUAUGCAACUCUUUGCAUACGUGAGAAUCCAGGAUGCCUUUUUAUUGCUACCAACCGUGAUGCUGUAGGACACAUGACUGAUUUGCAAGAGUGGCCUGGUGCUGGAUGCAUGGUGGCAGCUGUAUGUGGAUCAACUCAAAAGGAGCCUAUUGUAGUUGGCAAACCAUCAACCUUUAUGAUGGAGUUCUUACUAAAAAAAUUUCAUACCAAUACCUCCAGGAUGUGUAUGGUGGGUGACAGAUUGGAUACUGACAUUUUAUUUGGCCAGAAUUCUGGCUGCAGAACUCUCCUAGUUUUUUCAGGUGUGACAACUCAAUCCAGUCUUCAAGAUCCGACAAAUGACAUUCAACCAGAUUAUUACACAAGCAAAAUCUCCGACCUUCUUAAUUUAUUAGGAGCAUGAAUACGAUACUAUAUCCGCCUUGUCUACGAACUAGGAACCUUCUCCAAUUUCCGGAGUGUCGUCCUGAUGUAUUGGUACUCUAUUCUGUUCUAGAUAAUUUUCCAGGUUCCAACUCUUGAGGAACAAAUUAAUGGCCCAAGCUGUCUGUGGUUCAAUACACUGCUAUUCGAGCACAUUAAGAUGUAUUAAACAUUUUUUUUACACGUAAUUUUAUAUCAAUAUGAAUCUUGUUUGAUA